AAUCAGCACAGGUUUACAAUGAUAUAAAGACUUAGUCCCAUUUGCUUUUUUCCCCCCCUCCCUUUUCUGUUUCAACGUUUUUAAGAAUAUCGGCGGUUUGGGGAAAUAUAUUUUUUUACUCAAGCAAUGCGCUGGGAUUGAUUGUUGAUUUGCUCCAAGUGUGUCGUAGUCUCGGAGCUGCCGACAUAACUCAUGAAAGUCUCUUCGGAGCGACGCUUUUAUGGACUCGUGCGUUCUGGUUAAUGAUGUCUAUGGGGUUUACGCCUGACAGCCUGAAUGCCUCCGAUCCCGCAAAAUCGGCCUUUCUAGAAUUCGGCCACGGACAUCCGGGACUCAACCAGCACCAACACCAGCAGCAGCAACAACACCAACACCAACACCCCUCAACGGGACUCUCUCACAUCUAUCCCGUCCAUGGGUUGCACGCGAGCGGGCACUCUCAGCACGAGAGCUCCUUCGCUCACAGCGCGUCCUCGUACGGGCGCUCUCUGGGCUACUCGUACCCAGGCGCGGGGAACGCUCACCCCCCGUCCGCGUACGGGCCGUACCAGCACAGUAACCCAAGCAACAGUAACGUCCACCUGGCCCACUCGAGGUCGUCAGAGGAGACGGAUCGCGAGAAGUCGACUGUGAUUGAAAACGGGGAGAUACGCCUGAAUGGCAAAGGCAAGAAGAUCCGCAAACCCCGCACCAUCUACUCCAGCCUGCAGCUGCAGGCGCUCCACCAGCGCUUCCAGCAGACCCAGUACCUUGCGCUGCCGGAGCGCGCUGAUCUGGCGGCCAAACUGGGGCUGACGCAGACGCAGGUAAAGAUCUGGUUCCAGAACAAGCGUUCCAAGUACAAGAAGAUCAUGAAGCACGGCGGUGUGGCGGAAGGGGAGCAUCUCCACAGCACCUCGUCGGUUUCCCCGGCCCGCUCCCCCGUGCUCCCCCAGCUCUGGGAGGUGUCCAUGGCCAACAAAGGGACGCCCAUGCAUCCCACCAAUUACAUGAACAACUUUGGUCACUGGUACCCAAACCACCACCACCAC
Gadus chalcogrammus (walleye pollock) is the source of this 1031-nucleotide messenger RNA. It is a transcript of the gene dlx4b, whose product is annotated as distal-less homeobox 4b. The transcript is spliced from 3 exons. The annotation marks the transcript as partial. Gene Ontology annotation, biological process: cell differentiation; embryo development; negative regulation of transcription by RNA polymerase II. NCBI's taxonomy places the organism in Eukaryota, Metazoa, Chordata, Actinopteri, Gadiformes, Gadidae. The record is from RefSeq and is a predicted model, not a curated record. Gene Ontology annotation, molecular function: DNA-binding transcription factor activity, RNA polymerase II-specific; RNA polymerase II cis-regulatory region sequence-specific DNA binding.